Molecule: messenger RNA, 2499 nt
Organism: Drosophila erecta
Lineage: Eukaryota; Metazoa; Arthropoda; Insecta; Diptera; Drosophilidae
Exons: 1
Coding region: 145-2463 (772 amino acids)
Source: RefSeq, a predicted model, not a curated record
AACUGGAUUUGUAUACAAAUUUUUAUUUUCACACUGUUUACAUUCCCAUUUAUGGGAACGGAACCAAAAACUUGAAGCAAUUUUUAUAUAUUUCGGUAGCGCUUUUAUAAAUUUUCUUGUAAGCCUCAUAGAGCUAAGACAUAAAUGUACGAGUGCAUUCGUUGUGGUCAUCGAAGGAACAGUUUGAGUCCUCGGAUUGGCGACAAAUUCAAGUUCGGCAGAGAGGAUUACGUUGAGGGUGCUUCCAGCUGGUGUAACUUGUGCAGCGAGUUGACCUUCUUUAUAAAGCGCAACAUUGACCGUAAUUCAGUUACUCUACUUUACCGCAAUACUCUGGAUUUGAUUGAGUCGGCAUCAACUUCUCGCAAAAGUUUGGAUAUUCGGAACUCGCAGGACGCAAGUAUGGCUAAGCAGCAGCAAAAUUGGGCCGUGGAGGCCGUGGAUCCUCCGAAAAACGGGGCAUCCUACACUGUACUGCCCAACAGGCGUGGAUAUGUGAAUCGGAAUCUUCAGAUCCCACUUGAUAGUGGUGGCCCGCCACCCAUUACACCACUUAACGUGUCCUUAAAUUAUAGUACUCGACCCCAGACUGAUAACAGGAUCCGACGCAACUCAAUCCCAGUAAAAAAGACAAAAGUACCUGAAAUGCAGCCGCGAAAUGCAAGAUCUCCAAAGGUUAAAGGCAUUGAACUCUUACGAUCUACCCCACCCAAGCAUCUGAGUCCAGAAUUACCCCUAACUCCGGAACGUCGCUUGCCGCCCGUUAAUCCGUACAAGAUGACCCAGAGGCAUCGCGAUGACCAACUUCAAAAAUCAGGCACAUCAAACAAGAAAGGGGAAGGUUCAGAACUGUAUAUGGCAUCUUCUGGUCCGAGUUUUACGCUCAAGGAUAUCGAGAAGCUGCAGCGACGCUUUGCUGCCGAUGACUCCGAGCCGGGAACUUCCAGGCAAGGCAGUCAUGUUGAAAGCAUCCCCAGGAGUCACGGGAAUGCUUUAAAUUCCAGCCACAUUAUGUCCCAAAAAAAACUUACCGAGAAACGGCGACAAAUGAGGAAGUUGGCCCUAAUGCGAUCGAGGCUGAAGCUUAAAUAUCAGAUGACUCAAACGGAACUGGACGACAUGGAGCAGAGGAUUCAUCGGUCGCCAAGAGGACGAAGUAAGCGACAGAGCGGUGGAGCCCAUAUAUCAUUAUCACGACUAGCGUUGAAAAUCGGUAAACCAGUAGAAGAAAGCCGGAAGUUGCCCAAGGAGGAAAAUCAUGAAACCCUACUGAAAGCUCUAGGCGAAGAUAAUGUACCCUUUAUGAACGAAAAUAACUUGGUCAAAGAUCAGAAAUCGCUGGAAAGUCUGAACCCAUUGGAUACACCUCUGGCCACGGAAACGGAAACGGAAAAUGUUACUGAAACCGUUCCCAAUAGCGAUUUGGGUUCGGAAAUGGAAAUACCUUUAGAUAACACCUCAUCGACGACUUGUGAAUCUGUGAGGACGAACACUAUUUAUAUACCCUUGCCCUGCCAGCUGAGAAACCCCUUUGCGUCCCCCGCCAAAGUGGGCUACUACAUGCCCACUGCCUAUCAUCCCAAGGAUAAUUUCAAGCAAUCGCAGCCUGCGGUCCCGUCUCCCAGGCUGUGCACCCUGGUGUCCUCGGCACAACGGGCACUCUUCGCGCGCUUCGUUAACGAUCCCUUGGAUAUAGUAAAGCUCAUCCGAAGUAUGGACGAAUCGACGGAAGUCACCCUGAACGCGCCCAGAGCUCAGUUCUCCACCAUAGCUUGUGCGGAGACGGAUCUGCUGUGCCUGAUUGAGAAGAAACCCCAUGUGACCAGUAUUGAAAGAGCCAAGGAACUGGAUGUUUCCCGAUCACCAGUCCGUUGUCCCGAUUACGACUGCCAGCGGCUGUGUUUUGUCUCGGAUUUUAAUACCCAUAUUUUGCUUGAUCAUCGAUCCUUAACCAUGGAGCGGAUUAAGACGAGGCAUACCAAGACCUUCUUCUUGGACACCAACAUGACGAUGCUGGACAAGGCCAAGUGUCACAUGGUUUAUAUGGUGCGGGAUAAGAUUAUCGACACCCAGGCCGAGGAUAUGAACGAUCUGUUGCCCGUGAUGGUGAUGAGUGGCCGCACCCACAUAUCCAAGUCUUUCGGUUAUGCGGAACAUUGGGCUACCGGAGACCGUGGUCGGCAAAAGCCCACUUCCGAUAUAGAGAUCUUUGUUCUCUGGCUGACCGGAUUUAUACCACGUGAUGUGCAACCACUGGCUACCGUUUCGCUGUGGUCCACUCUGGGUCCCAAGAUGGCCGAUUGCGUUGGCGCUAACACUGGUUAUAUCUACGAUAUCCGAGCGCCCAGCGAUGUGGCGCGAAUCGUCCGCAGUCGGUGUUCCAUGAUCCUGCCCAUGAGCAUGAUCAUGAAAAUGACCAACAAUGCGCGCAGAUUCCUGGCCAUUCAGGUGCAGGUUUAUUAAAUUUUCCAGUACUGAUGAAAUAGAUUUUUUAACAUA